Pocillopora meandrina is the source of this 5915-nucleotide messenger RNA. Lineage: Eukaryota; Metazoa; Cnidaria; Anthozoa; Scleractinia; Pocilloporidae. The record is from the annotation of a GenBank genome assembly.
AUGGGGCUACAGGAAGGAAUGAAAGAGCGUUUUCACUGGGAGCUACACAACACUACAGAUGUAAUUGUCACAGAUGGUGGUUUCUCAUCCACGUGUAAAAAUUCGAUGGAUGUUAAAGAAGGAGAUAGACAUUUGUCGUACUGGAAGGACUCUUCAGUGCAUAGUAAAAUUCACAUAUUUUUCUCCACGCUUCUUUUUGCGAUUGUUUUAAUCGUGGAAAAUAUAACAAACUUCAUACAAUUAGAGAACUGCAAGUCUUCAGUCUCCUUUUACUGGAUACAGAGCUGCGUUAUUGUAUUUUCCUUUCGAUUUUGGGGAAGAAAACGAAAUCAAAGGUAAGUGAAAUUUUCGUCCGUCCUCUAUACUUCAUUAUGCAUACAGUACUUGGAUUGAAAAAUGAAAAAAAAAAAACAAAUCGAUGGCAAAAUAUUAGAUUACGUUUGCGACCUCGGUUUUGUUUCUGAACAGUACAGGGUUACACGGAAAUCUUUCUCGCCCGUAAUGGAAUAUCCUUUAUACAGCCAGAAGGUUUUUCCCAUUGUUGUGAUUCCUAUGAAAGUAACGUUGUUUGCUUGGUAUAAGAGUCUUUAACGCAAGGACGACGCGCGACUAAAAAUAAUAACUUGCGCGUGCAUAUGAAAUGUAAUAAAGGUGUUUUUGUCACGUCGUUGUCACGCUCUCGAAUGCCGCUUGAUCGCAAGUCGUCGAUGUUGAGAAUAAGGUGAUCUUCCGUUAAAAGAACAAAUUACUUUUAAAAAAUUUUGAACUUUACAUUUGGCUUUGUCCUUUGGUAUAAUGUGUAUACUAUUUAUACUUCCAUCUUUUAAGAUUUGGGGUAAUUUUCCGCCAUUCCGUCGCUCUGGUGGUUUUGUAAAGUCAAAGUUACCAUCAAGAAAAUAGAGUGCCUUCUGAGUAAAUCAUUCUUAGCGCGCUACCAUGGACAAAACUGUAUAUCACUGUAAAACUUAAAAUGCGUAGAUUCUGAAAGUAACAAAAUAUUAAAACGGCUUUUGGUUUGGUAGGCACGCGCAAGCUGUAAAAACACGACAACCUCCGAGUUACCGUGGACAUCCAAAAUUGGCUAACAUAGGGUGUGAGGCUUUUUCGAUAUUUCUAUUGGUUACUGAGAAAAUCUAUUUAUACAUGUACUUCGGUAGUUUUCUCACGCCGGGACGUCACCGAAUUAUAUUUCGAAUUUCGUGAAAGCUUCACACCAUUUAGUGCGUGAAUAUCUGGUCAAGUAUCAUCAAAACCCGAAAAAUCUAAAUUCCCAAUUGAUUCGUUCAAGUAGAGGUAACUCGCGUUAAAGGAAACCUCGAGUUCUUUGCCUGCAGAGAAAUUCGUAUUUUUCGCACAUCAUUUAUGAGCGUGACACAGGGGGCCAUGCCGCCGGCCAAUGUAACGCAACAUCGAAUCCCCCAACGAGUCUUGUGACCUUCUCGGGGAAAACAGCUUAACAGCGGUAAAUGAAUUCCAAAAAUCCAUUGCGAAAAACAAAUAGUAGGAAAAGUGGGCUAAAAAAAAAACGCUGGUGUGAGCGAGCUUUCUAGUAGAUGUUACCUACGCCAACUUUUCUUCUUUUUGGCCGUUUCAUGAAGACACUCUUCAUUCAGGGUUUUAAGAAAUAUGAACGAAAUUCCAUUUAUUUCCGUGGCUAUAAACUCGAUUUUAACACUCUGUUGGAGGCCUUUCGGAUUAUGACUGAAUAAAUAAUGACCUCUUUUUGCCAUUCAGUACCAGUUCCCCUAUAACACUCUUUCAUUCGCAUCUCGCUUUCUUUACUGGGUUUAUUGAAGGAUUUUUUUUCGGAAAAAUGAAAUGUCGAUGCUUUCGCUUACUUAGGAAAGAAAAAAAAGAAAUUUUGAAAAUUUGACCAGAUUUUGUUGACUAAAUGAAAACUGCUGGUAACAUCGACUUGCAGCUCUUUUAGUUUCUGAUUUCGAGUAAGUUAACGUAGUUGUGUCAUGAGUUGUUCUUGGGAACAAUUGGUGCUAUCAGCAUCGGUGUAUGUGCUGUUCCCACUGACCUUAUUUGUUAAGCUACUUGUAUCUCUAUAUAGUUCUUUUAUGAAGUUGAGUGAAAGACAUGAAAUCUUUCUAUGUUAGGGAAAUCCUGCUUAUGAAGCAGGAAACAACUCAUUGGGGUACUUGUGAUACAUCUUUCAGUGGAUAAAUAUCGUUUUUUAGGAAGCAAAAUUCAGCUUUACACUCAUUUUGACAUAGGUCAUCUAAAUUGAACAGGUCGUGCUGCCAGUAAGAGAAUCAGUGUAAGCCUUAAGACUAGUAAUGAUUGAGAUGAGGACGUGGACGACCAUGCAAUAGUUUCAAUGACAUCCUUCUAAGUGACAUCGACCCUGCGUCAGGUCUCUAUACUUCUCAUUCCCAUAUGCGCUGUAAUUGGUUAUUGGCCAUCCCCUUGGAGAUUAUUAAAAUCCUAUCUUAGAGUAUAGCUUUGGAAGCAUUGUAAUUAUUUAGAAUAAAUCAUUAAAUGUAAAUUUCUUCUUCAUCUGAAUCCUACUUGGUUUGUACCAAUUAAAGUCUCUUUAGUUUCAGGAGUCAAGAAAUUGAAAUUUUAAGUGCUACUGUGGUUCGUCCGCUCCUUUUCGAUAAAAUAUUUGCGCUUUGGUUUUAAACGUUGGAGGUGCCACUGUAUAUGCCUACAGUUUAUCUGCUAAAAGCUUUCUUUGGACUGGAUUUUAAUCAUUCCACCUUUGGGAUUUCUGCUGGAUCUGAAUCCUACUUGGUUUGUACCAACUGAACUUAACGAUCUUCUAUUUUAAUGAUUUUUUUUAAUGUAUAUAAUUAUUUUAUAUUUUUUUAGAACAUUUUAGUUUUCAUUCCUACUGUAAUUUAUUCUAAUUUAAAACCAUACAUGGUUGAAGAUGUAAAGAAAGAACCACAGUGUUCUAAUAAUUAUAUGUUUUUUUUUUUGGAAUCUAAUUCUACAUGCUGGAAGAUGUGGUGUUCUAAUGGUUUAUGUUUUGGAAUCAGGGUGGAGAGGUGGGUCCAGAGGUCUGGGUUCACGACAUGGCUGAGUCAUUGUGUUACACUUUACUCUCUCAGUGCCUCUCUUCAGCCAGGAAUAUGAAUAGGUACCAGACCAUUGUCAGGGAAGCCCAAUGAAAUGCUGGGACUUGCAUCCCAUCCAGGGGGGGAGUGGCAAUACUCCUAGUCGCUUCAUAUUUUGGAAUCUAGGAUAAGCUUCAGCUGGGUGUGCCAGCUGGGUGUAGCUGGAGUACAGAGUGACUUAAUUCUAUACAAGUCCCAACAACUCAUUUGUUUUCAGCCAGUCAUCAGCUGGUGGAAGAUACCUUCUAUUUUGCAAAAAUAAAAAUGGGAAAAAAGUUAAAUAAAACAGUGGAGUGAAAUAAUGUCAAAACCAUUUAGCCUUCUAUCCAGUGCUAAAACAAAGUAUAGACCCCUUGGGAGUUCUUCUCCCCUAAGUAAAUUUAAAAGAAAACUCAAUGAUAUGAGUUAUUCUGACUUUUGUGAAAAGUGUUUUGGUGUUCAUUAUAUGAAAUAGUGUUCCAGCACAAAUGUUGUACUCUGAUUGGCCAGGCUUCUAAAUCUGGUGUUUUAUCAGGAUUUCACCCUUAAAGUGUUUUGUUAGUUGAUUCUCCAUACCUGAUUGUUGGAUAGAGUAGUGUUAUUGUAAGGAGAAUUUAGAGGUUUAAGAAGGUCUAGAGAUUUCAACAACUUAUUACUCCAGUCAAAUUUCACUUUUUUUCUUAAUCUCGUAGAUAUCUCUGGCCUUAAUGGCACCUUUAGUGUUAAUAGCGUCCUGGUUGACUGGUCGUCAUGCCUAUCCUGACAAGAUUAUCCUAUUGGUGGCUACAUCAAGUUCACUUGUAAUGAUUCUGUUCUGCUCAUUUGAAGAUCAUCCUGCACAUUAUAGAAUGUCUUUUAAUCAUGGAGUUUUUGGCCUUCUAAUGGGCAUGUCUCUGGCUUUUUUUAUUGUGCAGGCAAAAAGAUGCUUGUCCAAGGUAAUAAUAUUAAUCAUGAUAAAACGAAUAACACAUAAAUGGGAAUUUAGUCAGGAACAUUUCACUAGGUGGCUCUUCUUAUCCAGUGUUUCAAAAUUGAAUUGGAAUUCAAUAAUGAUUUGAAACAAGAUAAUGUUCACAAUGUUGUUCUUGCAUGAUGAGUUUGCCUGACAUUAUUUUGUCAGCUGCCUAUAGACACCAAAUGCCUAACAAGUGAGUGGUGCCUUAAAAAAAUAACAUGAAAUAUUUUGACGUAAAGAUUUAUAAGUGCCCUUUUAACUAAUGCUUGUAAAAUUUUUUAUCAUAUGACCCCUAGGGUUCAGUUCACACUAUCCUAUAUAAAACCAUUGUGCAGAUCCCGCCUACACUGUUGUGUUUCUUUGGGCAAUAAAUCAUGUUUCAUACAUUGUAUUACAUAUGUUGAUAUGUUGCUAGGUUUUGACUGACAGAUAUGAACCCUGCUAUAGUCUACUUGCACAUAGAUGAGAUGAGUUUUUGAUGAGUUGCUUUUCAUCAGUUUGUGUUGAGUACUUGCAUUAAAAUACAGUCUUUUGGUGUAGACAGGUGUAAUUUAAUUGUGAAUUAGCAAGUGUGUAAAUGGGUGGCCAGAGUGACAAUGACAUCGUGGAAGCUGAUGGGUGUACAGUUGGAAAGCUUAAUUUAGGCUAGUCUGGUAAAAGGUUUGAACCUCUUAGUUAAUUCUGAGUUAAAAUCUCUUUUUAUCAAGUAAAUAUUUAUUUUUAUUUUUCAGUUGCAGGUUUCAAUUUCCCAGUUACUCUAUUUGCUAAAUUUUAGCUGUGUCAUAUGUCUUCCAUUUAUUGCCCUUCUGUGUGGUGAAUUACCUUAUCUAGAAAAGGAACUGUUGAAACGAGGUGCACUUGAACUAAUCUUCAGUAUCCUCAUUCUGGUGAGUCAUUUGAUUUUGAAUCAGACAGAGUUUCACCUUACAAUAUCAACCAGAUAAGUGAUGAGAAUAAAGAAAAAUAUCAAUUUGGAGAUAAUAAGUUGAUCCAAUACUAAAUUCUUAGAGCUAACAUUAUAAGAAUUGUAUGGUUGACAGUAAGGAGAAUGACAAACUUGAACUGGGAGUUAAAGGGUUCAUGGUUAUUUUAAGGCUUGUUUGCGCAAUGCAAGGCUUCAUAGUAUCCCAUGUCAUUCAUGAAUUGUCUCGAUCUGCCAUUUGUAAUCUCCUUUCUUGGCUUUUUAUUUUAGGCUCUGCUUCGUUUGGCAAGCCAAACAGCUUGUCUUUAUCACCUAAAACACUCAACUCCUCUAUUGAAUGCCACAGUACGAGGAUUUUCUUGGAUAUGGAUAACAUUGUACAUAACUUUACAUACCCCAGGAGAGAGGGGUUCACUUGUGGUGCCAGUACUUGCAGCAUUCUGGUUAUACGGUUUUUUCAUAUUUCUUCCUGCACUCUUAACAGAUUUCUUUUUGAUAUUUUGAUACAAGAAAAAUAAGUAAGAUACCAUAUUUCCUUGAAUAAGCACCUAUGCUCUAAUAGGUGUCCCUCCUCCUUAGAAUGAGCACCCACUCCUUGGGCCGUAAAAUCAAACAAGCACCCCCCUCAAUAUAAGUGCCCCACCGCCCUCACUUCCUAAAUAGUUAGGAUACAAGGAAAACCUGUUUUAAUAAUUGCCACUUCGUUUAUAACUUUUGAAGCUUCUACUGCGACUGAUUUGGCACAGGGCCUCCUCUCGAUUAUGCACCCUCCCUCUGAUAAGCACCCCUGGCUGUGAUUUCAAUAAGAAGCAUAGUUUGGUUUCUGAAAAAGUUCUCAAUGCCUCCUCAUAGGGCAGUCUUCGAAAAGCAUCUCCUCCUGCCCAAAUCUUACGAAUUCUCAUUCCAGUGGAUUGUUCACAAUAGCCCUUCCCCAGCCACCAUUAGCCCCUGUAAUUUUUCCAAAACGAAUUUUGAAACUUUGGCCUUAAAU